ACAAAUCAGAAUUUCCUCCUCAUUUCUGAAAAGAAAAUUAAGACGACAUAAAUGGAUACUCAAGCAUCUGGGUCGACAAUCACAGGGCGUUCAUUCGAAGACUUCUACCCAGUAGCACAUUGGGUCAAGGAAGAAGAUAAUACUCUUGAACUUCACCUUCAUGAUUUCAAAAAGGAACAACUAAGAAUUCAGUUUAGCAAACCGGGUAAUAUGAAGAUCAGUGGCGAACGACCCCUCGUGGAGAACAACUGGAGUCGUUUCACCAUGGAAUUCCGGAUCCCCAAGAAUAUUUUCGUUCAAGCAAUUCAGGCGAAGUUCGUCAAUGGAGUCCUUUAUGUUAAACUGCCCAAGACCAUCACUAAGAAUGUCAUAAGGAAAGAUAUAACACCAAUUAAUAAGCGAGCACAGGAAGAAGCUCAUCCAACUGCUCGGACGACAUCAUUGCGGGAUAAAUUCAGUGAAGAAGAAGGUACUUUGUUGGGUAGAAUAUAUUCAAGUACUGGGUUUGAAGAUAAUAAGACUAGUAAUCAAUCGCGAGAAGAUGCAUCCAUCAUAAAAGUUUUGCAGGCAACAACUGAUGAACCGAAAACAAGUAGCGGUGCAAGUAUGGUCAAUGUACUGAUACUGACUAUCUUGGUGUCUUUUGUGGCUUAUGCUGCUCGCAUGUAUACUUCUAAGUUCUAACACUAAUGAAAUGUGUUAAAGAAAGAAGCUUUCACUAUGUUCGCUUUGUGCAUUAUGUGAAUGCUCAUUUUAUUAUCGUAAAAACAUUGACUACAAUCUGAUAACAUGUUUAAAUACAUUAUAAGUUUCUUUUA
Molecule: messenger RNA, 818 nt
Organism: Papaver somniferum (opium poppy)
Lineage: Eukaryota; Viridiplantae; Streptophyta; Magnoliopsida; Ranunculales; Papaveraceae
Product: inactive protein RESTRICTED TEV MOVEMENT 2-like
Exons: 2
Coding region: 52-684 (210 amino acids)
Source: RefSeq, a predicted model, not a curated record